Molecule: messenger RNA, 369 nt
Organism: Dendrobium catenatum
Lineage: Eukaryota; Viridiplantae; Streptophyta; Magnoliopsida; Asparagales; Orchidaceae
Product: ribosome biogenesis protein BRX1 homolog 2-like
Exons: 4
Coding region: 37-369 (110 amino acids)
Biological process (GO): ribosomal large subunit assembly; rRNA processing
Cellular component (GO): nucleolus
Molecular function (GO): rRNA binding
Source: RefSeq, a predicted model, not a curated record
CCCAGUGACGAAUAACUGCUCUAAAUUCCUGAUGUUAUGCAAUUAAGCUAUACCUUCUCGAUUUUUGGGACGCCAAAAGAUCAUCGAAAAGCCAAACCAUUUCAUGACCAUAUAUUUGCAUUUUCAAUCGUUGACAAUCAUAUAUGGUUUCGGAAUUUCCAGGUAUCUGUUCCUCAUAACGAGACUGAUAAAAUGGAUCGCGGAGGCUUGGAUAAAAUGACUCUCAUUGAGGUUGGUCCAAGAUUUUGUCUGAAUCCUAUCAAGAUUUUUGGAGGAAGCUUUGGUGGACCAACUUUAUAUUCAAACCCGCUUUACAUAUCGCCAAAUCAGGUAUGUUUCAAUUCUACCUUAUUUUUUGGGGACAUUUAG